AUGCCUGCGAGCGACGGGCGAUGCGGCGACGGGCGGCAAGGCCGCGCCGCCGCCGCUGCGACACGCCGCGCCACGCUGCCCCCUCCGCCGCCGGCGUCGACGGACACCGAAAGGCGAAAGAGGGCGACGACUACGCGGCAGCCUCCGCGCUUCUAUGGCAUGCUCGCAAGGCAAGAGCUGCUAAAAUGGAAUGGCUGGGGAUACAGAGAUUCUCAGUUUACUGUAAAAAAUGGUCUUGUUCAAUUUACCGGGAAACGAUAUCCCAUUGGUGAAGCUGUGUUACCGUAUUUUACACAAUGGGUGUGUGAUAUAUUUGAUGUUGAUCUCAGUGUGGAGGUUAAGUCUCAGCCUUUGCCGAAAGAAGAAGACUUUCCUUCCCCAGUGAUUGUCCAAGCAUUCCUGGCAGAAAUUGAAAUGCUUAAAAUUCCUUAUUCAUUGAAAGGAAUUGACAGAUUAAUAAGAUCUCAUGGUCACACAUUAAAUGAUAUAUAUACCUUGAGAGAAGGAAGAUAUGGUCGUAUACCAGAUGUAGUUGCAUGGCCAGACAGCCAUGAAACUGUUACUAAAUUGGUGGAAAUAGCAAAUCAUCAUGAUGUUGUUGUAAUACCUUUCGGUGGUGGGACUAGUGUAUCAGGUGCAGUGACAUGCCCUUCAUCUGAGAAGCGUUCGAUUUUAUCUCUCGACACAUCUCAGAUGAAUAGGAUUCUGUGGGUAGAUGAAGAUAAUUUGUUUGCUUGUUGCGAAGCUGGAAUCAUUGGACAAGACUUAGAAAGAGAAUUACGUGAAAGAGGAUUUACUACAGGUCAUGAACCUGAUUCUUAUGAAUUUUCUAGCUUGGGUGGAUGGGUGGCAACCAGAGCAUCUGGAAUGAAAAAAAAUACCUAUGGGAACAUUGAAGAUCUUGUUGUUCAAGUACGGAUGGUUACCCCUUCUGGUGUGUUGGAAAAGAAAAGCCAAGUUCCUCGACUGUCUUGUGGACCAGAUUUCAAUCAUGUUAUUCUGGGAUCUGAAGGUACACUUGGAGUAAUUACAGAAGUUACAUUAAAGAUUCGUCCACUUCCCCUUUCUAAGAAGUAUGGUUCAAUAGUAUUUCCUGAUUUUGAAAGUGGUGUUUGUUGUUUAAGAGAAGUGGCUCGUCAACGUUGUCAACCAGCAUCUAUUCGUUUGAUGGACAAUGCACAGUUCAAAUUUGGCCAGUCGUUACGUCCAAGCCAUGGCUAUUUUGGUCUCCUCUUAGAUGGCCUAAAAAUGGCAUAUAUUACUAAGAUUAAAGGUUUUGAUCUUGCUAAAAUUUGUGUAACAACAUUAGUAUUUGAAGGAGAUCCAAAGGAUGUAGAAUUACAAGAAAAGAAGAUCUAUGGAAUUGCAAGUAAAUUCAAUGGUAUUCCAGCCGGUGAAAAGAAUGGUGAACGUGGUUACAUGUUAACUUUUGUUAUUGCAUACAUUCGUGAUUUGGGAUUAGAUUACAAAGUGGCUGCUGAAUCUUUUGAAACAUCUGUUAACUGGGACCGUGUUGUCUCUCUUUGUCACAAUGUGAAGCAUCGCAUAUCUCAAGAAUGUGAAGCUCGAGGAGUAAAGAAAUAUCUUCUGUCAUAUCGAGUCACUCAGACUUAUGAUGUUGGAUGCUGUAUCUACUUCUACUUUGGUUUUAAUUGGACUGGUGUUAAAGAUCCCCUGAACACGUACGAGACACUGGAAAGUAUAGCAAGAGAUGAAAUAAUUGCUUCGGGUGGUAGCAUUUCUCAUCACCAUGGUGUUGGUAAAUUACGAUCAAAAUGGUAUCCAAUACAAGUGACUGAUUUGGGGGUUCAAUUGUACAAAGCAACCAAGAAGAACUUGGAUCCUAAUAAUAUUUUUGCCAAUGGGAAUUUCAUUAAUAAUUCUCAUUUAUAACAUGCUUGUCCCGUUGAAGCUUGAUACCUAGUAAUAAGUGUGAACGAGAUAUUUGCAUUGAACUACACUAGUCACUGAAUUUUUAUACAUUUAUUCAGAAUAUGUAAGUUGUAUCCUUUUUUUGUUGUAAACUGUGCAAUGGAAAAAGUGUGUGUGUGUGUGUGCAUAAGCGUGUUUUUUUAAAAGAGAAUUACCUAUAUUAUGUAUUUCCAGACAUUUGCUUGUAUAAAAAUCUUGAUGUUUUUGUUAUCAAUUAUGUUGUGACUUCAUUUGGAGUUUUUCUGUUGAAUAUUGUAUGUUCUAGUCGACUUGAUUUCUUGCCUGCAGUUAAUUUAAAUUAACUGCCAAAAAAUAUUUUUAGUGUAGUGAAUUAUUUGGCAUGUAAUUGAAAAAUAAAUGCUUAGAUGAAAAUUCCUUUAUUGGUCUCCCAAUAUAUUCCAUGUAUUAUUGUAAGUGAAACUGUUGUAUUCAAUCAACUUUAUUAGAUCAUAUUAGGUUCAAUGUCAGUAACCAUUUCUACAAAGUCUCAACUUUUAUGAUUUGAUUAGAAUUGUUGCUUCUUCUAGUAGAGAUAUACUACUUUAAAUGUUUAAAAUAAAAUAAGGUUUUUGCCUUUCACAUUUGAUUUAUAUUUGUUUCACUAGAACUAAGCUGUGAGUAAUUUUUGAGUUCAUUUACAAAUUGUAAAAUGCUCACUUUUGCAACAAAUAUUGUUUUAUGUUUAACAAUAUUAUAUCUUGCAAAUGUUCAAACUUGAUGUAGUUUUACUAUAAAAUGUCAUCAUCUCAUUUUUUUGGCACUAUCAUUUUAAAGUACCACCACUUCCUUUUAAUUCAUAGAAAUUGAAAAAGCCUUUGAAAUUCCAUUCCCAUUAAAGUGUUAAUGACUGUCUUAAAAAUCAAAACUAAGUUUGUCGGAUGUAAGAUCCAAACAAGCUUGUAGAUUUUCUUGAAAGAUACAGAUUACUGGCCCUUGCGGCAGUAGUCUUUCUGAUUUUUUUGCAUUCCACUAACCAUCUAAAACACACAAUCUUGUAUAAUACAAUUGUAUGCAAUGAAAGUUUUGUAAUGAGUUUUGUAUAUUGGGCAAGGAAUACAUGGCAUGGGGACUGCAGCUUUAAGAAGUCAAUGAACUAGCCAAGCUUAACAUUGAAGAGCUUUAAACUUAAUUUUUGUACAUAGUAAGGACCCAUGGAAGUUAUUACCAGCAGACUAUUUCAAAGGCAUUGGUAUACUUCAGUUACAUCAAUUAGUUGAGGCUUGUUGCCAUGAACCACAAUAUCAUUAAUUAUAAUUUUUCAUUGCGUUUUCAAACAAACCAGAAAAGUCCUUAAUUAAAAAGUUUGAAUUCAGGUCUAUCCAUUUUUUUGUAAUAUGAAUCCUAUCAACAAAAAUUGUGUUGCCACGCAGUUCAUUACAAACCUGCAGGAAAGUUCAGUUCAGUAAAAAUAUUAAAAGCUGAACUGAAGUAUCGACCCUUUCUUUACGCGUUUUAAUUAAAUUUCUCUGUAGGGAAGAAUCGGAAACAAGCAUAAGGCAAUCUUUCUCCAUAAAUUUUUAAUUAAAAUUUUGGAGACAGGAAAAGUGAUAAAACAAUUUUGUUUCUAACCAAAAAAGUUGGGACACGCAAAGAAUUACAGAGAAUUGGAAGCCGGUUGAAGGGACAAGGCUUGGCCAUCGGAUGAGGAAGUUUUCAGGUUUUAAUAAAACAUGGUAUAAGG
Molecule: messenger RNA, 3613 nt
Organism: Gryllus bimaculatus (two-spotted cricket)
Lineage: Eukaryota; Metazoa; Arthropoda; Insecta; Orthoptera; Gryllidae
Source: the annotation of a GenBank genome assembly